AUUAUGAUUGUAUUGAGGACCGCAGAAACCAGUUGAACAACUUCUCAUUCAAUGCUGGACCUUUGCCAUUACGUAAAUCCCGAGCGUAACCUUUAAUGGCGGGCGUGGCUUCCUCGUGCAUAUCUGCAGCUUCCGUGCUGGUCAACGCGGAAGAAAAACAGGCAGCGAGAAAUUCCUGAAAAAGUCCAACCAGAGGACCUGAGGCAAGUUUUUAAGGUAAGGGUUUGAACCCUCAGUGUUGACAAACUGAGAUCGUAAGUGUCUUCUUGUGUAUAUCGGCAGUAAACGUGUCGGUUUACUCCUGUUUUUGUCCCGUUUUUUGCCGUUUCAUACCUGUUAUGUAGUCGUUAAUGGAGAAAGUUGUGAAAUCCCUGUUGGUUGAGGUAUUUGACCAAAGCUCAGCAGGCUUAAACCUGUUAUUUAUGUAAUCUGUCCAAUGUUAUUAAAGUUUUCUGUUACUCGUAAAAGGUGUUAAAACAAAAGCAGUUCAACAUUAAAUGAAAGGUGAGGGCAUUACUGUUGCUUAUCUAUUUAAAGUGAGCCUAAAAGAGCAGAAACGAGACGUGUAGUCAAUAGUUUAUAGUCCUAUCAGAAAGCUUUCUAUUUCUAAUAAAGCUAAAUUUAAUUGACAUACAAAAGCUGUGAAAACGCAAAAAUAUCAAUGAAAGUAAUGUAAGAGUGUUGAAGUAUUGUUGGAAAAAUAAUGACAACAAUAUUAAUAAUAAUAGUAAUUGUCAUUAUUAUUAUUGUUGUUGUUGUUAUUAUAUGUUGUAAUUAUUUAUUUUUUACCAUAUUAUUAUUUUAUCUUUAUUAUUAUUAUUUAUUUAUUUUUCUAAAUUAUUUUAUUAUUAUUUAUGUAUUUCUAUAUUUCUAUUUUUAUUUUAUUUUAUUUAUUUAUUUUUUGCUGUUUCUUCAAAUUUUAACCAGUUGAAGUGUAUUGACUUUUGAUUGCGAACCUUUUUUAGUCUCUUGAAGAAACAAGUGAUAUUUUCAGGCUUUAAAACAUUUAAAUUACAGUCUGGGCAGUGAUACAACCUGGCAAAUAUAUUCAGUAAUAAUUAUGAUCAUGUUUAUUUAUAAAGCAGUUAUCAAAACAGACGUUGCAAAGUGCUUCACAAACAUAAAAGCUCACAUUAUGGGGAUAACACAAGGACACAAAAUAUCAAGACACAAUUUCAAACAGGGCAAAAUAAGUUAUUAAAAGAGGAAAUACUAAAAGCGAUUAAAAACAAAGGCUGGACAGGAGGAACAAUCAUUUAAACAAUAAAUACACUAAAUAAAUGAUGCACUAUGGAUACAAAUUUAUAAGGUCUUUUAAUAAAAACAUGUUUACAGAGGUGAUUUAAUAGAAGACAGUGAUGUAGCUUGUUGGCAGGCUGUUCCACAACUGAGGAGCCCAAACAGCAAAAACUCCUUAUGUUUUUAAAACUGAGUUGGGAACAUUAAAGAGGUUUCUACCUGAGGAUCUGAGACGAAGGGGGACAGCAGUUCUGACACAUAUUCUGGGACCAGACUACGACGUGCUUUAAAAAUAAUGAAUACAACCUUAAAAUACAAAAUUGCAAAGAAAUUGUCAGACAGAGUAAACUCAUUAAAACAGGAGUAAUAUCCUGAUGUUUAAUAACACUUUUUUUUUUUCCUGUUAAGGGACCGUAACAGUAAUCUAAUGGUGAGGAAAUAAAAGCAUGAAUACUUGCUUGGGUGUCAUUAGUCAGCACAGAUCUUAUUUUGGUGAUAUUUCUCAGAUGGGAAAAGCUAAGAUUGGAGAACUGUGUUUGUAUGUUUCUGAAAAGUGAGGUUGCGUUGAAAAGUCACUGUGAGGUUUCUCACAUUUUGUUUUACAUAAAGUGAGAGUGAACUAAGGGAGGCCUGAAUUUUGGGUUGUACAACAACUACUAUGGCAAAAAUACAACUUUAGAUAUAACAUUGCAGGACCAAGUCAAAAAUCACAUCAAACUAUAUGAUUAGAUAUAGUCUUGUUCCCCUGUAAACACAAUCGUCCUUUGAUUGAUUUGUUAUACUUCUAUUAAGUAUUGAUAAGAAUUUUUUGCUCAUUUUUCAGGAUAUAGUGCGAGAAGUGACAUUUUUGACUUGUGUGCCCCAUUAAGAUUAUCAUGUGGCCAAAUCAAGGUAAGAUUUCAUAAGCCAAGUGUUUGUUUUCAGCCUGUCUUUUUACAUAUCUGUUUUUAAUUAAACUGAACCGAGUGUUUUAUGUACAUCAGGUCCCCCUCCUGCUAUGGGCCCACCAAAUCCAGCCUACCCUCCAGGUUACAACCCUGCAUUUCCAUCUGCUCCUGCUCCAGGAGUCUUCCCCCAACCUGUACAUCCAGCAUACCCCGCUGGUCAGUUUCCAGCUGGUGUGAAUCCAGGCAUGGUACCACCAAAUGCAACCCACGGGGCAAUGCCCUAUGGAGCUCCAGGGCUUCAACCUUACCCCAUGGCUCCAGGUGGAUAUCCAAUGGUCCCUCCUGCAGGUGUCCAUCCAGGUCCAUACCCACGCUCUCCCAAAAGUGGUCAUAAAGGCCAUAAGGGCCAUAAGGGCCAUCAUGGAAGUGGGCUAAAUCCCAUGGCAGGAGGAUUGGCAGGAAUGGGGAUGGGGAUGGGAAUGAUGGGAAUGGCCGGACAUAAACUCGACAAAAAGAUGAAGAAGAAAAUGAAGAAGGCGCAUAAGGGGCACAAACAUGGGCACCACAAACAUGGCAAGGUGAGAUUAAGUUUAGAGAUAUACAAAGUACUGAAUGUCUGCAAAAUUUUGGCUGCCAGUUGUAAACAUAUUAAUGCUAAAAGUGAUUAUACUAAACUUAACUGUAUGGUCUUUUGGAUACCAAACAACUGCCCACCACGUGCUUCCUGCACAAAAAUGUUGGUCUUCAAAGGUUAACCCAAAAAUAUUUAUGUCUCAUCUUGCAUUAUGAAGCUGUGAAUUGCUGAAAUUUAGCAGGUUUAAUAUACAAACACAGGAAAAAUACAACUAUUAAAAACCUUGGAUGCCUCAUAUUCCAGGUAAUAAUUUUAGUCAUUGUGCCUUACAACAGCUAGAUGAUACCAUUUCCUCAAUGUGUCACUUGAAUGUCUCAUCUGACCCUGUCUACUUUCAGAAUAACAGGAGGUCAAUACCAUCCUUUUAAAGGUAAUAAAUACUAUAAUUUUUGUAUAAACCAUCUUUUUUUCUUCCCUCCACAGUCCUCCAGCAGUAGCAGCAGCAGUAGCAGUGACUCAGACUGAGGCCAUCGGUUCAUGACAAGAUAUUAAGAGAAAUGCUGCUUUGCAGAGAGGCUUUGUCACUAUCAAUGCUAAACACGAAAAAUGUCAAACUCAUAGCUCUUAACAGGAAAUCUAGUGAAUUUAACUGUUUUAUCAUCCAUUUUAAGGGCUAUUUAAACUAUAAUUGAACAUUUCCACAGUAUGUGGCUUUAUUGAGAAUGUUACAUGUGUUUAUCGGUUGUCUUUUUCCAUUCUUGGUCUAUAAUUAUGUGAAAUAAAAAGUUGUUCUAUACUGUGGUCAAAACACAGUUACAGACUGUCAGUAGCUGUCUGUCACUUGGGGAACAGAGGGUUACAGUUUCAAGAGCUAUCACUGAACAAGUCUAAAAACUGGGAUGAUGAAUUAAAAGUAUGUAUUUCUGUCUGUUUGUGUCUAUAACUGUUAAGAGCUAGCAUAGUGAUUUAAUGAGACCAAAUACAUAAAGCGUAUUUCGUUUAGUUUUUUUAAUUUGGGUAUAAGGUAGAGGAUAAUAAAAGUGUAACAUGUACAUAGUGUUUUUAGACCUAUCUUUUUAAAUUUCAUGGUCAUGUAUGCACACACACUAAAAAGUAUGUCUUGAAUUGCUUUUUGUUUAUCUGCACAAAUUGUAUGUAAGAAAAUUAAAUUUAUGCCACUCAAUAAAUAAAUGUAAAUAUAGAAAAGCUUCAGU
Xyrichtys novacula (pearly razorfish) is the source of this 3914-nucleotide messenger RNA. The record is from the annotation of a GenBank genome assembly. Lineage: Eukaryota; Metazoa; Chordata; Actinopteri; Labriformes; Labridae.